AACCUCCUAGAUUUACUAGUUUAAUCGAGUCCAAAACAUGAAGAUCCUAGUUGCAUUCGCAUUGAUAAGUUUGGUGGCCGGGAAGGCAGUCAUAGACUCCCCUGUGGAGCUCGACUACCAUGGAAAGAUCGGCAUUCCUUUCGCGGCUCGCCUCAAGGCUGCUGAAGAGGCGCUGGACUUCGAUGGAUCCAGGAUCGUUGGAGGAGUUCCCGUCGCUGUGGGACAUUAUCCGUUCAUCGGCGGCCUAUUGAUCACCCUGACCACCGGCCAGACCUCCGUCUGCGGUUCCUCUCUUAUCUCCAACACCCGCUCCGUCACCGCCGCCCAUUGCUGGAGCACCCUGGCCUUCCAAGCAGCUUCCUUCACGGUGGUGCUCGGCUCAAACCUUCUCUUCUCUGGAGGCACCAGGGUCACCACUAGUGAUGUGGAGUCGCAUAGCAGCUGGAAUGGUCUCCUGCCCGUUAAUGAUAUUGCGAUCAUUAGAUUCCCUCCUAUUGCUUUCAGUAACACGAUCCAGCCCAUUGCGUUCGCCACUGGCAGCGACAGCUUCGUUGGCAGCACCGCCUAUGCUGCUGGGUUUGGUCUCACCAGUGAUGGUGGCGCGAUCACAACAAACCAGUUCCUCUCGCACGUGGCCGUCACAGUGGUGGACAACUCCGUCUGCACGGCAGUUUACACCAUCCUGAACGUGCGCACAUCCACCCUCUGCACUUCUACCACCGGUGGCCGAGGGACUUGCGGUGGCGACUCCGGCGGUCCUCUAGUUGUUAACAACCAGCUGGUCGGUAUCACAUCCUUCGGGCACCGCGACGGCUGCGAAGUCGGAUACCCCGCGGGCUUCACGCGCGUCACCUCGUUCGCUGACUGGAUCCUGGCUCGAUUGUAAUCAUAAAUGGCGUAAUAUUCAUAAUAUAGACAUUAAUAC
This is a messenger RNA of Cydia amplana, 925 nucleotides long. RefSeq names its product brachyurin-like. Gene Ontology annotation, biological process: proteolysis. Lineage: Eukaryota; Metazoa; Arthropoda; Insecta; Lepidoptera; Tortricidae. The coding region runs from base 38 to 886 and encodes 282 amino acids. Gene Ontology annotation, molecular function: serine-type endopeptidase activity. The transcript is spliced from 5 exons. The record is from RefSeq and is a predicted model, not a curated record.